Molecule: messenger RNA, 1963 nt
Organism: Phyllostomus hastatus (greater spear-nosed bat)
Lineage: Eukaryota; Metazoa; Chordata; Mammalia; Chiroptera; Phyllostomidae
Gene: GTPBP3
Product: GTP binding protein 3, mitochondrial
Exons: 8
Coding region: 64-1635 (523 amino acids)
Biological process (GO): tRNA wobble uridine modification; tRNA methylation
Cellular component (GO): mitochondrion; cytoplasm
Molecular function (GO): GTPase activity; protein binding; GTP binding
Source: RefSeq, a predicted model, not a curated record
GGGGCCCGUCCGAACUCGAAUCCUUCAGGUUGGGCUGACAGGCGGUUUGCUGGCUGAGAAUCCAUGUGGCGGGGGCUCUGGAUCCUGGUAGCCCGGGCGGCACGUGGGCCUUGCAGACCGUGUACACGUCAGGGCAGCGGUGCCCCGGCUCCCGGAUCCGGGGCCACCAUUUUUGCUCUGAGCUCUGGCCAAGGCCGCUGUGGCAUCGCUGUGAUCCGGACCAGUGGCCCCGCCAGCGGGCACGCCCUCCGGAGUUUAACGGCGCCCCGGGACUUACCUCCUGCGCGCAGGGCCUGCCUGCGCUUGCUCACCGACCCCCGCUCUGAGGAGCCCCUGGACCGCGCCUUAGUGCUCUGGUUUCCAGGACCCCAAAGUUUCACGGGUGAGGACUGUGCGGAGUUCCACGUGCAUGGAGGUCCGGCAGUGGUGAGUGGCGUCCUGCAGGCCCUGGGCAGUGUGCCAGGGCUGCGGCCUGCGGAGGCGGGUGAGUUCACCAGGCGGGCCUUUGCCCACGGGAAGCUGAGCCUGACUGAGGUGGAGGGGCUGGCAGAUCUGAUCCAUGCGGAAACCGAGGCGCAGCGAAGGCAGGCCCUGCGGCAGCUGGAUGGAGAGCUAGGUCACCUCUGCCGUGGCUGGGCAGAGACCCUCACUAAGGCUCUGGCCCAUGUGGAGGCCUAUAUCGACUUCGGAGAGGAUGACAACCUGGAAGAGGAUGUCUUGGAGCGAGGUGUGGCCGCCUGGGGGUCAGGUGUGGGAUACCUGGAGUGUCAGCCCUCAGAAGCCCCCUCACUCCCUCCUUUCUGCUUUUCUCCAUCCACAGCUGACAGCCAAGUGCAGGAGCUGGAAAUGGCACUGAACGCACAUCUUCGAGAUGCCAGGCGAGGGCAGAGGCUCCGCUCAGGGGCUCAUGUGGUGGUCACAGGACCCCCCAACGCGGGCAAGAGCAGCUUAGUGAACUUGCUCAGCCGGAAGCCUGUGUCCAUCGUGUCCCCAGAACCAGGGACCACCCGUGAUGUGCUAGAGACCCCUGUGGACCUGGCUGGGUUCCCAGUGCUCCUGAGCGACACGGCAGGAUUGCGGGAGGGCGAGGGGCCCGUGGAGCAGGAGGGUGUGCGGCGUGCCCGUGAGAGGUUGGAGCAGGCUGACCUCAUUUUGGCUGUGCUGGAUGCCUCUGACCUGGCCUCUCCGUCUAGCUGCAACUUCCUGGACACGGUUGUCACCUCCGCGAUAGCUCAGAGCCAUAAUGGGAACAGCCAGCGCCUCUUGCUGGUGCUGAAUAAGUCGGACCUGCUACUCGCUGGAGACCUAGACCUCAGUCCUGAACUGCCCCCCCACCUGCUGCUGUCCUGCCUGACUGGGGAGGGACUGGACGGCCUCCUGGAGGCACUGAGGAAAGAGCUGACUGCGGUGUGUGGGGACCCGUCUGCAGGUCCACCACUUCUGACAAGGGCAAGGCACCAGCAUCACCUCCAAGGCUGCCUGGAAGCCCUCGGCCACUAUAAGCAAGCUAAAGAUGUCGCCCUGGCGGCUGAGGCACUGCGGAUCGCCCGGGGGCACCUGGCCUGCCUCACCAGUGGAGGGGGCACUGAAGAGAUCCUAGACAUCAUCUUCCGGGACUUCUGUGUGGGCAAGUGAGGGGACCAGUCUGGACGGAUGCCCAGAAGUCUUGAGACAUCUGGGAAUAGCUUAGGCUAAGUGAGAUUCUCAUUUCCUAGGGAAGAACUUGACUGUAAAAUAGUGAGUGAACUCCCCGUUGCUGGUGGUGACCAAGCUCUAGCUGGCCAUGUUCCCUCACAGGGACUUGCUGGGGGUUCAGGCCCUGGAGUGGGGCUGAACAAAAGUCUCUUUGGGCACCUGAUGCUGGAGGAGUAGCCAUGGAAGGUUGAGGGAGUGGGUAUCAGGGUCUCAGGGGUCUUUGUUUUAUAGUUUUUAAUUUAUUUUUUAAAUACAAAAGGAAAAAAUU